This is a messenger RNA of Microtus oregoni (creeping vole), 666 nucleotides long. Its product is annotated as sorting nexin-3-like. The coding region runs from base 1 to 423 and encodes 140 amino acids. The record is from RefSeq and is a predicted model, not a curated record. Gene Ontology annotation, molecular function: phosphatidylinositol-3-phosphate binding. NCBI's taxonomy places the organism in Eukaryota, Metazoa, Chordata, Mammalia, Rodentia, Cricetidae. The transcript is spliced from 3 exons. Gene Ontology annotation, biological process: endocytic recycling; late endosome to Golgi transport. Gene Ontology annotation, cellular component: retromer complex; early endosome membrane.
AUGGCGGAGACCAUAGCAGACACCUGGCGGCUGAUCACCAAGCCGCAGAACCUGAACGACGCCUAUGGGCCGCCCAGCAACUUCCUCAAGAUCGAUACAAAUCUUCCUAUCUUCAAGCUGAAGGAAUCUACUGUUAGAAGAAGAUACAGUGACUUUGAGUGGCUUCGAAGUGAACUAGAAAGAGAGAGCAAGGUUGUAGCUCCCCCACUCCCUGGGAAAGCGUUUUUGUGGCAGCUUCCUUUUAGAGGAGACGAUGGAAUAUUUGAUGACAAUUUCAUCGAGGAAAGGAAGCAAGGGCUGGAACAGUUUAUAAACAAAAAAAAAAAACAUCCUCUGGCCCAGAAUGAACGUUGUCUUCACAUGUUUUUACAGGAUGAAAUAAUAGAUAAAAGCUAUACUCCAUCUAAAAUAAGACAUGCCUGAGUUUGGAAAGAAGAGGCAAAACGAGACCAUUAAUGAUUGCUCCACACCAAUGAAGAAGCUGUAACUAACUUAGCAUGCUGCACGGGCGCUGCUCUAACACGCCCUGGGUGUUCUAACACUCACAGGCUCCCUUUCAUUUUGUUUUGUUUUGGCAGUUGACAAGAAGUUUUUCAUUUGCUUUAGUGAAAACUCCCUCGUUGAGCCUCUCUACCUAACUCUCCUUGUUGCGUCCCUAUACACAUG